AUGGCGCCGCCAGAGACCCCCAAGAUCACCAAAUUCCUCAAGCCCGGGUCUUCCCGUGGCAAGGCCGUGGAGGGCGACGCCUCAGGCGGCUCUCGGUCCGUGGUGCUGCACGUCGGCCCAGCUGCUGCUGCUGUCGAGGACAAACCUUCCGGCCUCCUAGGCCGGAUCGUUGCGCUGAAUCGCGAGGGCAAGGACCUGGGGCACCUUCUUCCCUACGCCCAAAAGUGGAAUGAUGCGGAUAUCUCUGCAUCUACCCGCGGCGAGAAAGAGCAGCUCAUCAAGGAGCACCACGAGGCACUGGACGCCCAGAAGACCGCCUCGAGGGAGCUAAAGGAACAGGCUAUGCAAGUCACGCUCCAGCAUGAGCAAGCCCUCAAGGAUGCCCGGGUCGCAGCUGAGGCCAGGUUGGCGGAGGUCGUGGAGGACUCCACGAACUCCAACACCGUAUUGACGGCAGAGCUGGAGGAGGAAAGGAAGGCGCGGAAGGCAGCGGAGCGCCUCAUUGAUACCAUGACCACUGAUCACAGGGAAUAUGAUCGGUUGGUUAUGAAGAUUGAUGCGCUGGCUCUCCAGCAUUUCCCGGACUCCCAGGCCCACGCCGUGAAGAAGGUGAUGGAGGAUCGGGUGGCGCGGGAAUUUCCCAACAUGGACGCGCACUGGGACGGGUACGACUAUCUGGUCGCCCUCUCCGCGCGAGUCCAACACAUGCGCUCCGUCGACCUGCUUCUUGGCGACCUACCGGAUGCUGCCAUCCAGCUCUUCAAGGUGCUAUGGCCUGAGGAGGAGAUGCCGGUAAACAUCACGCUUACCUCCCACCGGCUCAAGGAUGCCGGGCGCCGGAUUCGCGAGUGGCAAUGCUCCGCGGCUCGUGCCGGAGCGGACACGGCGCUGCGCUCCGCAUGCUCCUGGUACCCGGAUCUGGAUCUGGAUGCACUUCAAGGCGUUCGCCAAGAUGCUCCCACCGACACGGAUCCGGCGCUUACCGCGAAGCGGCAGGACCGGGCCUACCGGCUUGCGGAGUACGCCGAGGUUCGCACCUUCAUCCCUCCUCCUCCUGGUGUCAAAGACUACCUCAGCGAUGAGGAAGAAGAAGAAGGAGAUGAGGAUGAGGCCGCUGAGGAUGUGCCGCCGGAAGCUCCCGAGGCUAGCGCUGCUCCCCCUGAAGACACCGAGACUGGUGCUGCUCCACCUGAUGCCCCCGUCGCCUGA
Lolium perenne is the source of this 1209-nucleotide messenger RNA. The record is from RefSeq and is a predicted model, not a curated record. Lineage: Eukaryota; Viridiplantae; Streptophyta; Magnoliopsida; Poales; Poaceae.